Molecule: messenger RNA, 2140 nt
Organism: Peromyscus leucopus (white-footed mouse)
Lineage: Eukaryota; Metazoa; Chordata; Mammalia; Rodentia; Cricetidae
Product: apolipoprotein L2-like
Exons: 4
Coding region: 198-587 (129 amino acids)
Biological process (GO): lipoprotein metabolic process; lipid transport
Cellular component (GO): extracellular region; membrane
Molecular function (GO): lipid binding
Source: RefSeq, a predicted model, not a curated record
GCCACAAACAAGGACUUUCACUUCAGUUCACUGGGUAUAUCAGGCCCAGAGCGUGUGUCUGUUGGUGACUCUGAUGCAGCUGGUAACCGGGUCCACACAGCAAAUGGGAGCAGGAACCCUAACAACUUAGCUACAGGAAGAUUCCUCGCCUGAACACCUGAGGAGCUGUGAGGAAAACCUGUGAUUGGUCUGAAGACAUGGCAGCAAGCAGGGAACCUGAUGGACACAACAUGGAAGAAUUCAUUGAAUUUCUCACAAAAAUACUCAGUGGAGAGGAUCUGAAGCGCUUGAUAACUGAAGAGGGAGCCUGGGAUGCCUUUGUGGAGGGAGCAGGGUUGUCAAGUGACCAGGAAGAUGCACUGCGUGAUGCCCUGAAUGAUCAUUUAGCACAGGAGCCCACAGAUGAAGAUGAUGAGACUCAACGGGAGCUGCAGAAGAAGAGGUUUUUGGAAGAAUUUCCUGUGUUGAACAGGAACCUUGAAGAACACAUCAGGAAACUCCGAGACCUGGCUGACCAUCUUGACCAGGUGCACAAGGGCUGCACCAUCUCCAAUGUGGUGGCCGACUUCACGGGCACUGGCUCUUGACUCCUGGGCAUCCUUGGUUUAGCUCUGGCACCUUACAGCAGGGGCCAGUCUGGUGCCCACAGCAACUUCAUUGGGUCUGGGAGCAGCAGCAGCUGUGACUAAUGUCACCACCAGCAUUGUGGAAAAAUCAAACAGAGGGUCAGAUAAGGCUGAAGUCAACCAGGUGGUUAAACCAGCAUGGAUAUUCUACAUGAUAUUUUAGUGAUUAUACCUAAUUCAGUGUCAAACUUUACACUAUGCGUAAGGAUGUAGGCAAAGAUAGCAAACUGACCAGGCAUCAGUUUCCUCUCUUAAAGUCAGUUGCUGGCAGUCGUGGUUUAUACUGUGCUACUAGAAUGGCCAGAGAGUCAACCUUGCAACAGGACUCAACGCUGCAAGAGGACUUACCAUUGUAAGAGGAUUCAGAUUUGCAAGAGUAGUCCUUAGUGGGUUAAAGCUUGGAAUAGAAGUAUAUAACCUUGUAUAUAUAUAUAUAUACAUAUAACCAUAUAUAUAUAUAUAUAUCUCCUCAACGGAUUUGUACGAUGGAGCAAAGACAGAUUCAGAGGGAGCGCUGGGGAAGAAUCUGUCUAUAGGUGUCUUCACAUACAGAGGGGGGACAUUUUUUAAAAAAUGUCAGUCUGUCUUGGAGGACGAAAGAGUCUCUUAAUCUGCUCUGAGGCAAUGACUACAAUGAAGACUGUGACUAGGUUGUUAGGAAGAACAGAGAUCUGUGAAGCUCAAGGAGCAGGGUCUGGGAAUCCGGGAACAUGGCCACACCUGUGCCUAGGAUUCCGGCAUCACAGACAAGAUGGAACAAGCGUAUAUCUGAUUGAUUUUGAUCAGUUUCACCUCAAUUAGCUUCUUGUGCCCCUCCUACUCCACUGACACCUCCCUCUUUGCAGCUGCUCACCCUUCUACUGUCCUCUGUUCUUCCUUUUUUUUUUUUUUUUUUUUUUUUUUUGCUUUUGUGGACCUAUUAUAGCAUUAGGUCUGUGGCAUCUGGUAGCAUCUUUUUCUAAAGUUGGGAAUGCCUGUUUUGGUGGUCACACAUCUGGAAUUGUGAUGUCCUCUUGACUGACUGUUCCUAUAGUCAGCAGCUGUCUCUGUCCUUUCUCAGUAGUUUGGUCUGAAGUCUACUCCGUCGGACAUUAGAACACUGCUCACUAGUUCCAUUUGCCUGGAGUUCAGUCUCCAUCCUCUCAACCUCAGGCAGCAUCUGUCUUUAUCACCAUCACCUGUGGGUUCCUGGAGGCAACAAGUGGGUGAAUUCUGCUUUAAUCCACUCUGCCAGUACGUGUCUUUUGCUUGGGUAAUAGAGACUAUUUACAUUUAGGGUUAUUGUUGAAAGUAUUAAUUGCUAAGGCUGCAAUGUUUGGCAUUUCCUGGUCCUCAUCUUCUUAAUCAGGGCUCUAGUGGGAUGUAUUCUCCGAUGUACCCUCUUGGACAUGUUGAGCUUUCUCUUCAGUCUGAAAAAAAAUUCUUCCAAUAUCCUCUAUAGACCUGCUGUAACCAUGAAUUCUUGUAGUCUGCAUUCAUCAUGAAAUAUAUUCCUUUUUCUUUCCAUCAUGGCA